CCCUUGGGUAGGGUGAAGAUCCCCUGUCUUUAUCCUAGUUCCCCACCUUGGUGUGGGUUACUGGGUGCAGGAUGAACUGUCGCUCGGAGGUGCUGGAGGUGUCGGAGGGGCGGCAGGUGGAGGAGGCCAUGCUGGCUGUGCUGCACACAGUGCUCCUGCACCGCAGCACGGGCAAGUUCCACUACAAGAAGAAGGGUACCUACUCCAUUGGCACCGUGGGCACCCAGGAUGUUGACUGUGACUUCAUCGACUUCACUUAUUUGCAUGUCUCUUCUGAGGAACUGGAUCGUGCCCUGCGCAAGGUUGUCGGGGAGUUCAAGGAUGCGCUGCACAACUCUGGUGGUGAUGGGCUGGGGCAGAUGUCCUUGGAGUUCUACCAGAAGAAUAAGUCUCACUGGCCUUUCUCAGACGAGUGCAUCCCAUGGGAAGUGUGGACAGUCAAGGUGCAUGUGGUAGCCCUGGCUACGGAGCAGGAGCGGCAGAUCUGCCGGGAGAAGGUGGGCGAGAAACUCUGCGAGAAGAUCAUCAACAUCGUGGAGGUGAUGAAUCGGCAUGAGUACUUGCCCAAGAUGCCCACACAGUCGGAGGUGGAUAACGUGUUUGACACAGGCUUGUGGGACGUGCAGCCCUACCUCUACAAGAUCUCCUUUCAGAUCACUGAUGCCCUGGGCACCUCAGUCACCACCACCAUGCGCAGGCUCAUCAAAGACACCCUUGCCCUCUGAGUGUGGCCGGAUCCCUGGGAGCUCCUUGAUGGCUCCCAGACCUUGGCUUUUGGGGAUUGUACUAUUGGGCCUUUGGGCUCUGGAACCUGCUCUGGGUCGUUGGUGAGACUU
Nomascus leucogenys (northern white-cheeked gibbon) is the source of this 836-nucleotide messenger RNA. RefSeq names its product autophagy-related protein 101-like. Gene Ontology annotation, cellular component: phagophore assembly site. The record is from RefSeq and is a predicted model, not a curated record. Gene Ontology annotation, biological process: autophagosome assembly; autophagy. NCBI's taxonomy places the organism in Eukaryota, Metazoa, Chordata, Mammalia, Primates, Hylobatidae.